UUUAUAUGCAUAGCAUUUGUGGUAAACAUUUGCAGUAUAUUAGCCGCAAAUGAGGACCUAAUUACAGAGCUACCGGGCCUUUCAAAGCCUAUUAACUUCAAGCAAUACUCCGGUUAUUUGGAUGCAUCGAAGGGAAGGCAUUAUUUUUACUGGUUUUUCGAGGCCACUAAAGACCCGGAAAACGCACCGGUAGUCUUGUGGUUGACGGGUGGCCCGGGAUGUAGUUCACUGUUUGCCAGUCUCACAGAAAACGGUCCCUUUUAUAUCAAUAAGGAUGGAAAGACUGUGGAAACACGUGAUCACAGUUGGAAUACUGUGGCGAAUAUCCUAUACCUUGAAUCCCCGGCCGGAACGGGAUUUAGUUAUGACUCGAAUAAUAACUAUACGAAUAACGAUGAGACGACUUCAUUGGAUAACUACUUAUCUCUCGAAAGUUUUUUCCAAAAAUAUCCAAACCUUAAGAAAAACGAGUUUUACAUAACGGGUGAGAGUUAUGCCGGAGUUUAUAUACCAAUGUUAGCCAAACAGAUAUACAAACAUAACUCGACCAUCAAUUUGAAAGGCUUGGCAAUAGGUAACGGUGCCCUUCAGGAUGACAUGGAUGACAACUUCGGACAGUCGCCCUGGGAUUACGCGUUAUCCCACGGAUUGAUGACCACCGAUGAGUACGAGAAAAAGGUUGAGGCCUGUUGUGAGUGUAAGGCCGGUGCUGUUGAACACCAGUGCGAUUUCAGCACACCUGCUAACCAAACUAAGUGUUCAUCAGUGAGAGCCGUGAGGCUGACGACUCCCAACCCCUACAAUAUCUACGAUAACUGUUACCCUGAUCUCAGUUACCAACAACUGUUUGACACCUACUAUAGACCAAAGUUUGACAGAAUUGACCUAAAAUACCCCCAAUUUUCAAAUAAGGCUGAGAAAGCAGAGUGUAUAAAAUUAGGCCAUUCAAUAUAUUUGAAUACCGAUGCCGUACGUAAGGCACUGCACGUACGCGAGGGCACCAAACAGUGGUCACCCUGUGGGGGACCCUAUGAUAGAAAUACGUUUACGACUCAACAACAAAACGCUAGGGAUUUGAUAAACACGUAUAAAAUCCCCAAAUUUAUUGUAUAUAACGGCGAUUUUGACACCGUUUGCGACUUCAUUGGUGACCAGAGGUUUGUCACUAAUUUGGGUUUUAAGACAACUGGACAUUAUAGGCAUUGGACUGUCGACGGAAAGUCGGACGGAGUUAUCGGCGGUUUUAUACAGGAAUACGAAAAGGGGUUGAGUUUUGUUGUGGUCAGAGGGGCCGGACAUAUGGUGCCCGAGGAUAAGCCAGAGGCCGGCUUACAAUUGUUUAAGUCUUUGCUUGGAUUAGCAAAACUU
This is a messenger RNA of Oppiella nova, 1368 nucleotides long. Lineage: Eukaryota; Metazoa; Arthropoda; Arachnida; Sarcoptiformes; Oppiidae. The record is from the annotation of a GenBank genome assembly.